UGCCUCAAAAAAGUAAUAAGAAUCAAAAGUUUACAGCAUUGUAAAAGACCAUAGUAAAAGUGAUAAUGUUUUCCAUCUAUUAGCUGUAGUGGGAAGCAUCAGGAUUAGUGCCAUAUGCAUUUGCCUAUAUGCAAUGCCCACCGAGUAGCAACUUUAGUUUGGUAAGUUGCAAGGUCACCCAUUCCUGAAGGGCAAAGGGGCUGCAUGGCUACAAGACAGAGGGGUGGAUUGGGAGGUCCUAGUUACAAUGAGCACCUGAAAACUUCCUUUUUUCCCCCUAAGUGAAAUUGCAAGGGUUUGCAAUCCAAUGAACUAUGUGAAGCUGAUAUAAAUUGAGCUGUGACAUUCUGAUGCAAGUACUCAUUAAUAUUUCCCAUUGGGCAAAGACUUUUUGAACUCUUUAAAAAGAAGACAGUCAGCUUAAAUAAUACUGACCUGUUGCUCAAGCCUUUUUAGGGGUUAGUAUUACUUUAAUGAAUUCAGUAGCAUCAAACCUAUGCAAGCACAUUCAGGCCUGGGACCUGCAUAGUUAUAUCCAAAUUUUGUGUAUUAGGAGAACUUCUGAUGAAGUGGAAAGAAUGAGGAACAAUGUCAGCACUUUUCAGAGUAGAUGAAAUUUUAAUUUUAAUAAAGCCAGUGUGAGCUUGGGCAUUGACUUCUCCUGUGGAGCCACAAUUUUGCUACAAGUUUAGUGUUUGCAUUUCGUGCUUUCUGGAGAGCAGGUCACCAUGCUGGAAAGCAUUCUAUCCGUUUCAUUUUUACUUAUCCAUGUUUAAGUAUAUAGAGCUUCAGUCUGGCUAGGACUUAUCUUUGUCCAUUUCCCAUGGCUAUGUAUGUUCUAUCUGUGCCUAGUCACACAGUUCAAAGGCUCAGACAAAAAACAGAGAUUAAAAAAAAACUUACUCAACGGUUUGGAAAACUUGUAUAGGUUACAAACUCGAGAGGUAAUAUCAGCCUUUGAGGGAUGCUGGCUUCUGUUACCUGAUAUGGUCUGCUUUUUUCCAUCUCCGUGGAAAUCAGGUAGCACAUUAGUGUGAAUGAUGGGGACUGGGAACUCCACAUAUAGGAGGGAAUGGACCCAGCAGCACCUUUAGGCUGUGCUGUGCCAAGAUGCUGAGUGCCCUGGGUUCACAAGAGCUGAGUCACUGCACACAACUUUACCAGGCAAAUUUUUACGUGGUUUGAAAAAAAAGUGAAGGAGAAGAGAGGUCUCUUCUGAGCUGCUUUUCUUUGUGUUGCAUAGAGUGCCUGUAGCCAGAUUUGCUCUCCUGCAGCAUCGCUAACGAGGUAUGUUUUUUAUGAAACCUCUGAUUGCAGGUAGGAAGGAUGAGCUCCUAUGCUGACAUCUGCGGGUCUAAGCAAGCACAGGGCAGCACUGAGGGAGGAUACCAGCGCUACGGAGUCCGGUCCUACCUGCAUCAGUUCUAUGAGGACUGCACAGCUUCAAUUUGGGAGUAUGAGGAUGAUUUUCAGAUCCAGAGAUCACCUAGCAGGUGGAGCUCUACGUUCUGGAAGGUGGGACUCAUCUCUGGGACGGUUUUUAUGCUCAUAGGCUUGGCGGUUCUUGUAGUUGGUUUUCUUGUGCCACCGAAAAUUGAAGCUCUUGGAGAAGAUGAUUUUGUUGUGGUCGAUAACCAUGCCAUUCAGUUUAAUGGGUCCCUUGAUAUAUGCAAGCUGGCAGGGGCAAUCUUGUUUUGUAUUGGAGGGACCACCAUGGCAGCAUGUCUGCUGAUGUCUGCUUUUGCUAAAAGUUACUCCAAAGAAGAAAAGUACCUCCAGCAAAGAUUUAAAGAGAGAAUAGCUGAUAUAAAAGCCCAUGCAAAGCCAGUCACAAAAGCGCCAGCACCAGGAGAAUCAAAGAUACCUGUCACUUUGUCCAAAGUUCAAAAUGUCCAACCGUUAUCUGAAACCUGACCCUCUCCAUUGGUUUUGUUUCUCACUUGCACAUCACUUUACUGGAAAAUAUCAGCUGUUGUUGGCAUACAUGCUAGUAAUUACAACAUCAAGUGCUCUGCUAUACAAACGUACAGCUGAUUGAGAACCUGCUCCAAUACAAACUUAGGAUUGGAAAAAGUGAAAUUAUAUGAUUAGAGCUGUGACCAGUACGUUCAGUGGAUUCAAACAUUUUAAUCUAUGUUGAACGGAGAAAUCCUUGCAACAAUGUUUAGCUGUUUAGCUUAUCAGACAGUAAUCCUAGAGAAUAUUGGGUGUGGUUAUAACAGCUGUAUUAGGAACAGCCUGCAUCCCACUGUUUAAAGUUUAUAUGAGUUGGCCUUUUUUUUUUCAUUUUAUUUUGUUUUCUUCUUGCUUUUAAAAUAUUGUUUGGUCUUACUUUUACUCCCUGGUUCUUCUGUCCAGGAAGCCAAGAUUCUGCCCUUGUAACUUGCACUUGCCCUCCUAUCUCAUUCUGUAGUCCGUAACGAAGUAAUAAUGCUCAGGCAGAACACAAAUGACAUUGGGUUGCCCUUCGUUUGUGCCCAGCACACUUCCCAGUAAUGUUACUUUCUGGGAAAGGAAAAUGGUAUUUGAUCCUGAGUUACAGUUAACCUUUGCAAAACUGCCACUUGGCUUUUAAUCAUUGCCACAUUAGCAAAAAAUGCAAAAUAAAGAUAAGGAAUUCAUAUGGGAGGAGGAAAGGAACAGCAUACUUCUGUGUCUUUGGUUUGAUACUGGUUCCUUCAUUAUACUAUAUUAUAUUAUGUUUGAAGCUCGUACAGAUUAUUUCGGUCUUGACAGGAUGUGGAUUAAUAAGUGUCGUUUGACAUGCCCAGGCCCUGUAUUCUGUCAGUAUAUUAAUCCCAUGUUAGAUGACCUUAACAUACUUAUCUAACGACAUUUUGAAAUGCUGUUUAUAUUUUUAUAGGUAAUAGAAAAAGUUAUGCUUAACCAGAUAAUGUUUGUGUAAAUGCUUACCUGAAGACUUGUCCUUUCACUGAGGAACCUUAAUUCUUUUGUUACUUGGGGCAAUUAUUUCACCGUCUUAAUCUAUUGAUUUAAAUUAAACCGUAUAAAAAAGAUGUGACAUUUGUAUUCUCCAACAAUAUGUGCCACCUUAUAGUUCUGUCUAUUUUUUGAAUGGAUUGAAUAAAAUUCUAGGCCUGAGCCAAUCAUA
Molecule: messenger RNA, 3112 nt
Organism: Struthio camelus australis
Lineage: Eukaryota; Metazoa; Chordata; Aves; Struthioniformes; Struthionidae
Source: RefSeq, a predicted model, not a curated record